This is a messenger RNA of Notechis scutatus (mainland tiger snake), 1268 nucleotides long. The record is from RefSeq and is a predicted model, not a curated record. Lineage: Eukaryota; Metazoa; Chordata; Lepidosauria; Squamata; Elapidae.
AAGGCUUAACUAGCGAGAUGCUCAGUGUUUGCACGAGGAAGAUGGUACUUUUGGCCCCUUUACUUCUGAUGACGGGGCUGAUUUCCACGAAGGCCGCUACGGCUGAGGAAGAAUCAGGGACAGCGAUUCCCGCGGAAAGUCGUCCCUGCGUUGACUGCCAUGCCUUUGAAUUCAUGCAGAGGGCUUUGCAAGAUUUAAAGAAGACGGCGUACAAUUUAGAUUCACGAACGGAGACGUUGCUUUUCAAAGUGGAGAAGAGAACCUUAUGUGACUGUUUAGCCACCAAUGCCCUGAACUGAGUCCUGCAGAGACACUCUCACACACACACAUACACACCUGGGAGGAUCUUCCACGGCGCUUAUCAACCUGCUGUUAGGAAAGAAAAGAGGCCACGCCUGUAAAGCCGACGGCUUCGGAAACUGAGGGGAGAAUGUUGGUAUGAGAUUGUCGCGCCUGAAUUCAGAGUGUUUUUGUCUUAUGUCCGCCCGACCUCCCCUUGUGUCCUCAGGAGUUGCAAGGUAAUUCCCAGAGAAAAGGAGAAAAAAUGGGAGGGACAACGAUGGACUUUUGCAAAGCAUUGGAAGUUUUGUUUUCACAAGCUUUCUUCUUCAAUGUUAUAUUCCCCCCCACACACACACACACACACAAUUAAAAUUAAUGAGUGAAGACUCCAGCAGGGAUUCUAGGGAUCUUUUGCCGGGACUCUUCUUCUCAUGAGUGUUUUUAGAAAGAAUUGGACAUUUCUGCCAAAUAAUAUAUACAAAGCAGGCUUUGAUCAUAGGCAAAAUAUGUUUUUGAUGGUGUGCAAAAGAUGUAAAACGCAACACAAUCAAGUUGGAGGCUGAGUCAUUAAGCGAUUUAAUUAUUGAAGAAAAUUAGCUGAACAGUUAACGAGGAACCGUUUCAAAAAAUGAUCAGCCCUGCCAUUGGACUUCUCCUUGACUUGAGGGAACAAGGUUUCCUUAGGUAAAACUUUGUGAAUAAGGCCUGGGAAGGUUUUCCGUUGUCGCCUUUUCCUUGCAGAUCCGUGGAAGCGCAUCUCUAGCCAGCCCUUCGCUCUCCUGUUCUUGGCGCCCUGAGCAAUGUGUAAUUCAUCUCCCGACUGUUUUAGCCGAACUGGGUUCUUCCAUUAUCAGUGCAUCAUAGACGUUAUCUGCGUAUCGUUUCUUUUAGAAGAAAUGGAUUUCUGUGAGUGCAUGCGUGUGCAUGUGUGUAAAUGUACAAACGCUCCAGUGCUGGGGAAACACACUUUUUAAAAUAAAGAUCUG